GGCUGGCGGGGACAGAGGCUGAAGAAUCUGGUCUGGGAGACACGCGACAGGAACCCGGCGCCAAGCGCGGUGGCAGGACGAACCCGAGCGAGACUCUCCGGCCCGGGAAAGUGCCCCCACUCCCGAGCCCCAGGACUAUCCCGGCGUCCCAGCCCAGCUCGCAUCUGAGCGGAGGAAGGGGUGUCAGGAUGCCGGUGGCCCAAGUGCCCUUCCCAGAAGGAGGAGCCCAUUCUCAACACCCUAGCCGGUGUCUGGCUUGGAUCACUAUUGCAGCCUGAGCCGCAGGCUUUCUUUGCCCGGGAAAUGGACGUUCCCAGGGCGCCCUCUGGUGGAUUCUGGAGCUAACCGAUCGUGAGUUCCAAGUGAUGGCGACGGUUCUCACGCUGCACCCCAGACCCUACACCUCCAACGAGACCCUGCACAAACAUUACAGCUAUGUAGGCAAGCUGAAGGACAGGCUGAAGGACGCCCCCGAGGGCAGCACGCUCACCACCAUUGUUUUCUUGAUCAUCUGCAGCUUCAUUGUCUUGGAGAACCUGAUGGUUUUGAUCGCCAUCUGGAAAAACAAUAAAUUUCACAACCGCAUGUACUUUUUCAUUGGCAACCUGGCUCUCUGCGACCUGCUGGCCGGCAUAGCCUACAAGGUCAACAUUCUGAUGUCAGGCAAGAGGACUCUGAGCCUGUCUCUGACGGUCUGGUUCCUACGGGAAGGCAGCAUGUUCGUGGCCCUCGGGGCGUCCACCUGUAGCCUACUGGCCAUUGCUAUCGAGCGGCACUUGACCAUGAUCAAAAUGAGACCUUACGAUGCCAACAAGAAGCACCGCGUCUUUCUCCUGAUCGGGAUGUGCUGGCUGAUCGCGUUCUCGCUGGGCGCCUUACCCAUCCUGGGCUGGAACUGCCUGCACAACCUCCCUGACUGCUCCACCAUCCUGCCCCUCUACUCCAAGAAGUACAUCGCGUUCUGCGUCAGCAUCUUCACGGCCAUCCUGGUGACCAUCGUGAUCCUGUACACACGCAUCUACUUCCUGGUGAAGUCCAGCAGCCGCAGGGUGGCCAGCCCUCACAACUCAGAGCGGUCCAUGGCCCUGCUGCGGACCGUGGUGAUCGUGGUGAGCGUCUUCAUCGCCUGCUGGUCCCCACUCUUCAUCCUCUUCCUCGUGGAUGUGGCCUGCAAGGUGAAGGAGUGUGCCAUCCUGUUCAAGGCCCAGUGGUUCAUUGUGCUGGCCGUGCUCAACUCCGCCAUGAACCCGGUCAUCUACACGCUGGCCAGCAAGGAGAUGCGGCGGGCCUUCUUCCGGCUGGUCUGCACCUGCCUGGUCAGGGGCCAGGGUGCCCUCUCCUCACCCAUCCAGCCUGCUCUCGACCCAAGCAGAAGCAAAUCCAGCGGCAGCAACAACAGCAGCCCCUCCCCAAAGAGCAAGGAAGACCUCCCCCAAACAGCUGCCUCGCCCUGCAUAACAGACAGAAACAAAACCCUGCAGAAUGGGAUCCUCUGCAAGUGAGGACGCCGGGCUCCAGGAACGUGGGGUCCUUGCAUCUCCAUGGAACGAGCAGCAGCUAACCCUGCAGCCACAUUCUUAUUGAUUGCACGCCUCACCCACGGCAGCUGUUCCAGAGCUAGGACUCAGGAAACCUAUUCUGCCAACAGCCUGCCUGUUGUGGACAUCUCUUAAGGAGGGAACCCAAGGAAUUGCCAACCCAUUUCAGUGUAGACAGCAUGCCUUUUCCGUUUAGGCUCCAGGCUCUUACAAAUGUACCAAGCUGCCGAUGUCAUCAGUGCCUUACCUUGAAUCCCACCGACCACUGUCUGCUGUGCCUAGAGAGGGAAGGUCGUGGACCACAGUGUACAGUGUGUCUCCCAGAACAUCAGGAUGAUGUUUGGUAACUUUACACUACACUCUGCACAGGAUAGAUGCUGUAUAUUCGUCAUUUCUGUGUUACAGAGCACUUGCGUUUCAUACGUCUGCCAUUGGUACAUGCAUAAGUCGCAGUACGUGAUACUGUUACGUAACAGGAAGUACAGGUAUGUUCUGACUGAAGCACCAGGUAUGAGGAUAUGGCUGGGUACUAGGUGGACGCACUGGUCCCAGUCUCCUCAGACUGACAUGAAGUCUCAAGUUAAGCAGGUUUUGAAAGCCCAAAUCCCCCCAAAGGGCUUGUCCAAGGCUGGUCUCAGAUGUGUGGGUCUGACUCCAAACUGUCCUGAGACAUACACUUGACAGCGUCUGGAGUAUCCUGGUGAGAAUGAGCAAGUUCUGUGGGCGUACAUCCCCCAAGGGGACCCCUGCUUCUCUUCUGUCAUUUGUCCCUGCAGUCUUAAGCACAUCUAAAAGCCAAGUUAGCCAAAUUACGUGAUUGUUUGGCAUUUCUCCAAAUCACAGAAAAGCCAGCCAAUGUAUUCCAGGAGCCUGUGCCCCAGACCAA
Aethalodelphis obliquidens (Pacific white-sided dolphin) is the source of this 2424-nucleotide messenger RNA. RefSeq names its product sphingosine-1-phosphate receptor 3 (gene S1PR3). NCBI's taxonomy places the organism in Eukaryota, Metazoa, Chordata, Mammalia, Artiodactyla, Delphinidae. Gene Ontology annotation, biological process: G protein-coupled receptor signaling pathway. The transcript is spliced from 2 exons. The record is from RefSeq and is a predicted model, not a curated record. Gene Ontology annotation, molecular function: sphingosine-1-phosphate receptor activity. Gene Ontology annotation, cellular component: membrane. The coding region runs from base 366 to 1502 and encodes 378 amino acids.